CGGGCAAUUCGGCGUGGUCGGACUGCUAAAGCCGGCUUUUUGACUCGCGUGAGCCGGCCGGGUUUGCCUGUGGUCUGUCGCGCCUCGGUUUCCCAGCUUCAUGGCGGGGCUGACCCUCUUUGUAGGCCGCCUUCCGCCCUCGGCCCGCAGUGAGCAGCUGGAGGAGCUGUUCAGUCAGGUGGGGCCGGUGAAGCAGUGCUUCGUGGUGACGGAGAAAGGCUUUUGUGAGAAGGAGUCCCAAGAGAAAAGACACCAGUCUCCAGAUCACGGAAGUAAGGUAUGUCGAGGCUUUGGCUAUGUCACUUUUUCUAUGCUGGAAGAUGUUCAGAGGGCCCUCAAGGAGAUUACCACCUUUGAAGGCUGUAAGAUCAAUGUGACUGUUGCCAAGAAGAAACUGAGGAAGAAGUCCAAGGAAAAGGGGGAAAUUGAAAAUUCAGAGUCCCCAAAGAAGGAGCUGAAGCCAAAAAAACCCAAAGUGGCUGAUAAGAAAGCCAGGCUAAUUAUUCGGAACCUGAGCUUUAAGUGUUCAGAAGAUGACUUGAAGACCAUAUUUGCUCAGUUUGGAGCUGUCCUAGAAGUAAACAUCCCCAGGAAGCCAGAUGGAAAGAUGCGUGGGUUUGCUUUUAUCCAGUUCAAAAACCUCCUAGAAGCAGGAAAAGCUCUCAAAAGCAUGAACAUGAAAGAGAUAAAAGGACGGACGGUGGCUGUGGAUUGGGCUGUGGCAAAGGAUAAAUAUAAGAAUACACAGUCUGCCUCUGCAUCAGGUGAGGAGAAGAGGCUUGAACCUAAACAGCAGGAAUUAGGUAAAGAGAAUGGCAGGGAAGAAGAGGAUAUGGAAGAGGAAGAUACAGAAGAGGAAGAUGAUGAGGAGGAGGAGUGGGAGGAGAGUAAAGAAUCAAGGGAGACCAAGCCGACACAAAUUCGAAAGAACAGAGCCGUCAGGAGGGCCCCAGCUGUGGAGAGCAGUGAGGAGGAUCAUUCCGAUGAGGACAGCGACCUGGGGGAAGGCUCCAGCGUGGACAGUGGGGAGGAGCUGGCUCAGAGUGAGGCCAGCAGCGAGCAGCAGGACGACGAAGAUGUAAAAGUCUCCAAGAAAAAGAAGAGGAAGUUACCCUCUGAUGUGAAUGAAGGGAAGACUGUAUUUAUCAGAAACCUGUCUUUUGACUCAGAGGAAGAAGAACUCGGGGAGCUCCUCCAGCAAUUUGGAGAUCUCAAAUAUGUCCGUAUUGUCUUACAUCCGGACACGGAGCAUUCUAAAGGUUGUGCAUUUGCUCAGUUCAUGACUCAAGAAGCAGCUCAGAAGUGCCUUGAAGCUGCUUCUCCAGAGACUGAGGGUGGUGGGCUUAAACUGGAUGGCCGACUGCUCAAAAUCGACUUGGCAGUGACCCGUGAUGAGGCUGCAAAGCUCCAGACAAAGAAGGUGAAGAAGCCAACUGGAACCCGGAACCUCUACCUGGCCCGAGAAGGCUUGAUUCGUGCUGGGACUAAGGCUGCCGAGGGUGUGAGCGCCGCUGAUAUGGCCAAAAGAGAACGGUUUGAGCUGCUGAAACAUCAGAAACUCAAGGACCAGAAUAUCUUUGUCUCCCAGACCAGGCUCUGCCUGCACAACCUCCCAAAGGCUGUGGAUGACAAAGAGCUCAGAAAGCUGCUGCUGAAUGCCACUCGAGGGGAAAAAGGGGUGCGCCUCAAGGAGUGUAGGGUGAUGCGAGAUCUCAAAGGAGCGCCCGGGAAAGUUAAGGGUCAGUCCCUAGGCUACGCCUUUGCAGAAUUCCAGGAGCACGAGCACGCCCUGACAGCCCUUCGCCACAUCAACAACAACCCAGAGAUCUUUGGGCCUCUGAAGAGACCGAUAGUGGAGUUCUCUUUGGAGGAUCGAAGAAAACUUAAAAUAAAGGAACUGAGGAUUCAGCGCAGCCUGCAAAAAGCGAAAUCCAGGCCUGCGACUGGUGAGCUGCAGCAGGAAUGGCCGGUGCUAGGGAAAGACCAGCAACGGAAGGCAGCUCAAAACCGCACGCAGGACCACAGCAAGGCCGCCCUGGAGCAGAAGGGGAAGGUGCGCUCUACCUCGUGGACAGGCUUCCAGACCAAGGCGGAAGUGGAGCAGGUGGAGCUGCCUGAUGGAAAGAAGAGAAGGAAGGUCCUGGUGCUCCCCUCACACCGAGGCCCCAAGAUUCGACACCAAGGAGAAAAGCUAAGGGAAAUAAGACUGAAAUUCGCUUCAACCAGCUGGUCGAACAAUAUAAGCAGAAAUUAUUGGGACCUUCUAAAGGAGCACCUCUUGCGAAGAGGAGCAAAUGGUUUGAUAGUUGAUGAUGUCAGCAGACUGGAUAAGAGGCUGACUGUGCACUUCUUGGUAAAACUCCCAGGUCUCCCUCCACCCUCUCAUGUUAUUCUCUGAUGGGACACUCCCCUUCCUAUCCAGUGCCCUGCCACUUUGUUGAGAGGCCCCUUGGACUAUGCAUGUCUGAACUUUGGGCCCUCCCCAGUGCGUGACUAGUGAACCACAAAGAAAUCUCAGAAAAACAUUUGGAUGCUUCUUGUGUAUAAUCCAGGUUACUGUAUGAAUUGUGUCUAUAAUUAUUUCCCUCUUAGUCCUUUGUUUCUCAAAUGGAAAAAAUUGUAAAGAGCAUUCUCGAGGGCUGAAUUUUUAAGAUGUGUAUUUUGUUAAGUGUCAUCUUUAAAUGAGAUAUUUUGUGGCUUUUUAAAAUAACAAAUUGUCAUUUCUAAUA
Messenger RNA from Suricata suricatta (meerkat), 2729 nucleotides. RefSeq names its product RNA binding motif protein 28 (gene RBM28). The transcript is spliced from 19 exons. The record is from RefSeq and is a predicted model, not a curated record. Lineage: Eukaryota; Metazoa; Chordata; Mammalia; Carnivora; Herpestidae. Gene Ontology annotation, molecular function: RNA binding. The coding region runs from base 101 to 2398 and encodes 765 amino acids.